AUGCCAGAAUUACCCGAAGUUGAAACUGUUCGUCAAAUAUUAAGAGCCGAGAUAAUUGGAAAAAAAUUUCAAAAAGUAGAAAUUUACAAACCAAAAGACGAAGUAAAUAAACGAGUAAGUUUAGUUAAAAAAAUGAGCGAGGAGGAAUUUGUUAGGAUGACCGGAAAAUAUUUUGUAGAGGAAAAAUUACUUACUCCGGAACAAAAAAAAAUGUUUGAGAAACACAAUAAUGAAAGUGCGAAAGGUUUAACUUUUUAUUUAGCAAACGGGCAAAAGUCAGCAACAUUAACUUAUAGGGAUGCUCGCCGGUUUGGGGGCUUUCGUCUACAAACUUUUGAGGACUAUAAAAAAAUGGAGCCUUACAAAAAUAUUGGAACCGAUUUGUUGGAUGAAAAAGUGGACGCUGAAUCGCUAUUUCAGCAUUAUCAAAAACGUAAAAUUCCCAUUAAAAAUGCUUUAUUAGAACAAAAAAUAAUUAGCGGAAUUGGUAAUAUUUACGCUUCAGAAAUACUUUUUGACACUAAAAUACACCCUCUAAAAAAAACAAAUCAACUUACUGAAUCGGAAUUUGAUUUUGUUAAUCCUUUAAGCAAAGAAGGUUCUUUUCAAAAUAAACUAAAAGUCUAUAAUCGAAAAGGAAAAUCUUGUCAUAACAAUUGUGGAAGUUUAAUUGAAAAAUUGGAAAUUAACCAAGAAAAAACCGCCGAAAAAAAACCAAAAGAACGAA
Molecule: messenger RNA, 727 nt
Organism: Racocetra persica
Lineage: Eukaryota; Fungi; Glomeromycota; Glomeromycetes; Diversisporales; Gigasporaceae
Source: the annotation of a GenBank genome assembly